AUUCUAGGAAGAACUUAAAAUCAAACAAAAUCAACUAUCACAAUUAUGCGAUGAUCUAAUACCGAGGUAAACUGACUUUUUUUGUUUCGCUUUCUGAAAAGCUUAAAUUUAUUGAUAAUUUUUUUUUUGUCACCUUUUUCUCUUCCCUGUCUAGCCUGUAAGUAUCAGUACGCUUUUCACAAUAUUUAAUUGCAUGAGCACAGGUCAAUUCUGCUUAUGGUCUAAAAAACGAAAAGCAAAAUUUUAUGAAAAAUAGAUCAAAUUCGUUAAGACAGAAAACUUUGGGUUCACGGUCAUUUUUUGGUGUCAUAUAAACAGCUUUAAUUCGAAUCGAGUAAUGCUUAGUAGAAAAAUUUGCAAGAUGUUCUUAACUGUUUCAUAUUCCAUUCUGUAAAAAUCUCUUAAACAAAGUCUAAUUUUGUUUUGCAUGUUUACCUGUGCUGUUGCUCGAAUAUCUAUAAAUGUCUUGUGUUGUAAAUAGUAUUUUUAACUAUGUAGCACUCGUCAUGUUUGCUCUACGUAUACUAGUUUUGUCUUAUAAAUCCUACUUACAUAAGACAGCAUGUCUUAGUGGAUAUGUUGUUCCUCACGUACUGCAAAAUGUACUGUGUUUGAGCCUCGGCGCCGCCAGGUCAUUUAAUAACUUUGGAUAAGUUACUUAUGUCUUAGCAUCUCCGAUCACCCGUCCGACGGUAUACUCACUACGUUGUGACGUAGAAUACAGUUCCUGUGGCUAGUUCGCAUAGCUUUUUCGAAAAGCUAGUACGUGGUUAGUGAGUGUGUAUGAGGAGGAACUCUACGUCAGGCUAACCUUCGACUUCUGUCCAGAACUGUGGUUGACGACUAGUAACGACAUGGGUGGCCAUAUCAGAAGCUUAUCAAUUGCAGGAAAGAUAUCGGACUAUUGAAACGGCCAUUUGGCAGCAUCCUAUAUCGGAACUGGUAGCCGCAAGAUGGGGUAUUCUUCCUUCUUCUUUGCUUCCACUUACACAGACUACUAUUAAAAAGGAAAUAGAUAGAUUUUUUAACUUGAGUUUUGUAGUCUAUAUUGUGCCAUUGAUUGUUAAAAUAGAUAAGUCUUGUUUGACAAUUCUAUUUUAACUUUAUAUACUAGAAAUAUACGGAAUCCUGUUGAUAUCAAUGAGCGAAGAUUUUUUUUAUAGAAUUGUUUCAAUAUUUUCUGAUAAUAAGUUUUAUAAGUCAUGUGGACACGUGACAUAACAUGGGAAAAUGGUUCUUAUGUGUACUAAAUGCAUGUCCUGUUCGUGGAAUACUUUCGCUAUUCAAAAACAUUGUUAUUCACAUUUUUAGACCAUCACGUGACGAUGUUGAUGUAUUAAAACAUGAAUUAAUGUCCGUUCAACAACAAAUGAAUGAUUUAGCUUUGGAAAAAGAAAAUGAAAUCUCUAAAUUAAUACAAGAAUUAUCAACUUAUAAAUCCACAAUUUCAGACAGGUUUCAGUAUUUUCAGAUUUGUCUCCAGAGAGAUUUAUUGUAUGUUUGCACGAAACGUCAAAAUUAA
Messenger RNA from Didymodactylos carnosus, 1522 nucleotides. Lineage: Eukaryota; Metazoa; Rotifera; Eurotatoria; Philodinida; Philodinidae. The record is from the annotation of a GenBank genome assembly.